CGCCGUGCCAUGUACACAUCGCGAAUCUAUGCUGGGCUGAUGCCUUUGCUGUUACUGCUGUCGUCGACAGGGAGACACUUAUCCCGGAUAUCAGUUUCGGGCACCCCGUCCUCUCCCACACCAGGUGACUGCUCUGCGGAAAAACGCUACAUCGAGGACCAGAUGGAUGAGAGCAGUGCUGCCUGCGAUGACUUCUAUGAGCACGCGUGUGGUAAUUGGCGAGCUCCCUACCCGUUGCGCGUUUUGGGAGCCCACGACACUCGCACCCUUAUGCGUGCCCUGAACAAACAGCUGCUCAUACAGCACUUCGAUCGGGAGCGCGAGAGCCAGAAUGUGCGGCAAUCUAACAGCAGCAGUGCCGCCUCCUUCUACAACUCCUGUCUUUCCGGACGCCAGGUCUUGCGUCCAUAUACGGAAGCGCUGCGCUCAUACGCCGAAUGGCCUUUGCUCAAUGGCUCCACUUCCAGCGAUAGUUCCUCGACCUUUGAUUGGCUACGCAUCAGCGCUGAGCUGCGACGCUACGGUGUUCAGGGAUUGUGGCAGCUGCUUGUCCAGCCCAACUGGCAGGCAUCGGAGCAGCGGGUUUUCUACCUUAUGCCCCCUAGCUUCGACCUCCUGCGUUCUCGUGGCGGUCGGGGCCCAGUCAACGAGGAGAGCGUCUUUCUCUAUGAGCGCUACAUUAAGCUUCUUCUUCUAGAUAUGGGUGUACGGGUGCGUCGUGCCAACUUAAUAGUAUCCGAUCUGGUGUCUUUCGAACGACAGCUGUUGUCACUGAUCCAGCCAGAUAGUUCUCAACUGGUGUUGCGUGCACCGCACACGCUGCAGCAGCUGGCGGCUCUGUUUCCUGGCCUCCAUCUGCUGGACUACUUUAAAACUUUGCUGGCUGGAAUGGAAUCACUACCGGCAGACUAUGAGCAACGCCUGCUCAUUGUGGCGGAUACGGCUUACCUGCUCAAGCUGGAGCAGUUGCUCUCUGAUGGUCAAGCUGUGAGCCCGCAGCGGCUAGCCAAGUGGCUGCUCAUACAGUUUCUAGCACAUUUUGAGCUGCAUUUGCACGACGACAAACUAUUGGCGGCGCAGCAGGAGCACUGCUUGCUGCAGCUGAACACCUUUAUGCCACGCGAGUUCAGCCAGCUCUACGUCCAACUGCGGCACGGGGUCGCAACCGGUGAGAAUUUCCUGGCCAAAGCGCACACGCGGCUGCCACAAGACUUCCAGGCGCUCAAGGAGCAGUUUGAGCGAAUGAUAAACGCCACACCCAUCUUUGAAAACGACGCGCCAACGCACAAGCUGGCUCUGGAUAAGCUGCGUGCAAUGCGACUGCUUCUACCGCAGGUCGCAACGGACACAGGAACACCUGCCGGACUACAUCUUGGCGACGACUAUGAUGAGAAUCUGCUGCAGUUGUCCCGCGCUCAGGCACUGCUCGAAUUCAAUGAUGUGCUGCAGUGUCUUAGAAGAGGAGCAUGUGGAGCUCGCGAGAGCCACACCUACGGCCCCUUAGAUGUCAACGGCUAUUACAAGCUUAAGCGGAAUGUCAUCGAGCUGCCGAUAGGUGUGCUGCGCCCACCAAUGUAUAGUGAGUGCAACGGCGAAGCACGCGCCUUUGGCAGCUUAGGUUACGUGAUGGCACAUGAGCUGCUGCACGGAUUCGACUACGACGGCAUCAAUUACGACGAGGCAGGUAACGCGGCCAGCCAAUGGACCGCGCACUCCAUUAUUAAGUUUGGGGUUCGUGCUGCCUGUUACUUGACCCCUCGGUACAGCAACGCAACUCUCACCAUCGACGAGAACAUUGCGGACAGCGAGGGGCUGCGCCUGGCCUUCGAAACGUUCCGGGCACAGCGACCGUCGAUGACAGUGGAACCAAGUGAGCAUAAGGAGUUCUUCCUGGCCUUCGCCCAGACCUGGUGCGGCCAUGCGGCACAAUCGUCCGGCAUAACGCAGCACGCUUCUCAUAGGGAGCGCGUGAACAAUGUGCUCAGCAACUUUCCAGAGUUUGCAGAGACCUUUCAGUGCAAGACUGGGAGUCUUAUGCAUCCAGCGGACAAGUGUCACAUCUGGUAGCUGUCUUAAAUACGUGUUAAUAAAGAUUGUAAAUAUGA
Messenger RNA from Scaptodrosophila lebanonensis, 2105 nucleotides. Its product is annotated as neprilysin-4. The transcript has a single exon. Gene Ontology annotation, biological process: protein processing. NCBI's taxonomy places the organism in Eukaryota, Metazoa, Arthropoda, Insecta, Diptera, Drosophilidae. The record is from RefSeq and is a predicted model, not a curated record. Gene Ontology annotation, molecular function: metalloendopeptidase activity. The coding region runs from base 10 to 2067 and encodes 685 amino acids. Gene Ontology annotation, cellular component: plasma membrane.